GCAGCUCUCAGCGGGACUGACGGUGUCUGCGGCACAGGGACACGGUCGGGCGCACCGCGAAGAGUAGACAGCGUCAAGUGCGACAGAACAAGUCGCUAUCAACUAACCGGACUGACCGACUCACAUCUACAGAGCGAUGGUGGAUGUGGAACUGGUGAAGAAGAUGCUACGGGCAGUUCUCCAGCCCAGUAAGAGUGGCAUGUCUCUGUCCCAACUGCAGGUAGAUUAUAAAAACCUGAUGGGUGAGCUCAUACCCUAUAAACAGUUGGGGUAUGCCACGCUGGAUGCCUUCCUGCACAGCAUGCCCUCGGUUGUGAGACUGGAUAAAGGACAGUCUGGAGAAGUAGUGUGCCAUGCUACUGCUGGGGAUGAGACAGCCCACAUUACUAAGCUUGCAGCCCGUCAGCGCACAGCAAAGAAGACCGACCGGCCCCAGGUGGUGAACUGUCAAAUGAGAGUCAAACCUGCUGCUCUGGUGCUGAAUGCCAAGCCAAGGAUGUCUUUGAGACAGCCUGUUCAUCUGGGACGUCUGGGGCGAGGUGGAGGUCGUGGAGGGAGUCAUGGAGACACUCGCACUGGAAGCAUGAGGGACUCCCAGCCUGAUGGGAGAGGUGGCAAGGCACACAGUACACCCCCAAACACACCCACAAGAAAACCUUCCAUUCCAUCGGAAAGUUCAGACAAAAGGAUGACCCUUCCCUCCAAAUUCCAGAAAGAAGUCCAUGCCCAUCUCUCCAGAAACCCACAGCAGAGCAAUGCCUCCUCUAACCUGAAUAAAAACACAACUCCAGCAAAACCCAGACUGCCUCAUUCUGCACCGUACAGUCCCAAGCUGGUGCAGUCCCAUCUUAAAGAGGUUCUAAACAAGCACAGCAAUGGCCUCUGGGUCUCCAAGCUGCCUCAGCUGUACCGAGAGCACUACAGACAAGAUCUACCCAGUGAAGCCCUCAAAGACCUGGAACUUUGGACUCACAUCUGUACUAUUGAGAAGCCAUGCAGCAGCAAAUCUCAAGAGUUGCUACUCUACCCUGCUAAAGAAAUUCACCAGAGUACUACCCUACCCGGAGCUGCUACACCCCCCACACAUGACAAAUCUCAGUCCCAUCCGAAAAAACCUCUGAUUCAAAAAUCAUCUGCCACCUCCAGGCCAAGCACUCAGGUGUCCCCCAUGGUUCUAUCCUCGGACCUCAAGCAGAAGCUUGGAGAACUGUUCUUGAAAUACAGCAGUGGUCUUUGGGCCCACGCUCUGCCCAAACUCUACCAGGACACUUAUAAAUGCAAGCUACCGGAGUUUGUGCUUGACCACCUUACCCUGCUGUCAGAUAUAUGUACGAUCGACUACCCCAUGUCAGAUAACCCCAAAAGAGCGAUUCUGUAUGCGAAAGUGGUGGUGGAAGAGAAUCGUAACCAGUCCGGAUUGGCUGAUUUGCAGACGACAGAGACGACCGAGCUGCGUGCGAGCUGCCAGACUGUGCCCCCUCUUGUCAUCCCCAGAGAGGAGUACGCUUCUGUUUUGGUGGUGGAAGCAAAUGACACUAACAGUGUCAUUCUAAGAUACAUAGGUGAAGGUUACUCCAAAGCACAGGAGAAGUUGGAGGAUGAAAUGAGAGAGUUCUAUAAGGAAAACACCAAGCUGGCUCUGACCUCUCCCUCACCAGGUCAGCUGACUGCUGUACAUGGUGAGGAAGAGGAGGAGGUCCUGCGGGCACAAGUGUGUGAGGUCAUGCCUGACAAGGUCAAGGUUUACUAUGUGGAUCAUGGCUUUUCUGAAGUCAUCAGCAAAAGCAAACUGCUCGAGCUGCAUGAGAAGUUUUUCAGAUUGCCUUUCCAAGCCACUAAAUGUAAACUAGCUGGCCUGGAGUCUUUCAGUCAGGAGCAGGCAGUGCUAAAGAGGUUUGAGUCCAUGGCCAGUGGCAAAAUCCUCUUGGGUGAGAUCUUAGAGCAUGAGGAAGUGCCUCUGGUGGUGCUGUAUGACACAUCACAAGAUGAUGAUAUCAACAUCAAUGCAGCCUGUUUAAAAGCUUUGCAAGACAAAUCCUUAGAGAGUCCCCUGAAGGUGAACAGUACCUAUAUGAAUGUGAGUGUGACCAGUGUUUGCUCAGAUGGAACGAUCUACUGUCAGGUGCCCUCCAGAGGUCUGGCUAAACUCAAUGAAAUUCUGGAGAUGACUGAAAACUAUUUCCAUUCCCAGGUCACAUCAGAGUUGCUGGUGUCCCGGCCUUUCUGUGGCAAAAGCUGUUUGGCUCGUUAUAAAGGCAAAUGGUCCCGUGUGGAGAUAACAAACCUGCAUGGCGGCCGUGUGUUGGACAUCUUGUUUGUGGAUGUGGGUGUCCAAGCAUCGGUCGAGGUCAUCGAGCUGAGAGAGAUCCCACCGCCAUUGCUGCGUGACCUCAUAUCUACCCCGCCCCAGGUGCUGAAGUGUUGUUUGGCAGAUCUGCCUGUGAGUGUCGGCUCAUGGACUCCUGAUGCAGUACAGUGGCUGAGAGAUGCGGUUCUCCACUGCAAUGACUGCAGCUUAAAGAUCGCCAUGGUGAAUGAGACCAAACGCCUUGCUCAUGUUUACCUCUUCACCAGCAAGAACAUCCACGACAAAAGUUGCAGCUUGAACCAACAGCUGGCCAACUCUGAUCUGUGGAACCACCAAAAGGAUACUUUCUUAAGCAGCCGUGGACCUUCAAAAUCCCUGACAAUCCCUGCUACCAUCCCAACCUCCGGCCUCAGCACUGAUGGAGGAGACAGAGCUCCACACACACCCAAGAGGAUGUCAUCUUCAUCUGGAAGCCAGAGCACACCUCCAGGCUCUCCGCCUGAACACCGGGCUCUUCCGCCACUGCUGGAGUUGCCUGAAGUAGGCCAGAAUAUGGACGUAUUUGUUUCAGUUGCAUGCCAUCCUGGGCACUUUGUGCUACAGCCAUGGCAGGAUAUGUACAAAUUGGUGGUUUUGAUGGGGGAGAUGAUUCUUUAUUAUAAUAAGACUGAGGAAAAACCAUUUAAAGUGGAGAAGAACCAGGUCUGUGCUGCCAAGGUGGAAAAUAAUUGGUACCGUGUUCUGGUGAAGGGAGUCCUGACCAAUGGUAUGGUGUCAGUGUUUCAGCUGGACUAUGGUAAACAUGAGCUGGUGAGCUGCAACCAACUCAGGCCCCUCAUCCAGGAAUUCUGCCAACUCCCGUUCCAGGCCAUCACUGCUCAGCUGGCUGGUUUGAAGCCUAGGCAGUGGUCUGAAGAGGCCUCCAUUGUGUUCAGGAAUCAUGUUGAGAAGAAGCCUCUGGUGGCCCAGCUAGAAUCAGUGCAGGAGGCGUCACAGCCCUGGGAUCGCAAGGUUGUUAUCUACCUUGUGGACACUUCACAAGAGGAAAGAGACAUUUGGCUGCAUGACAUCAUGGCUGAAUUCACAGAUGAGCUCACCAAUGCAGCAUAGAAGCCUCUUAUAGCUGUUAGAAUGAUGUUGAGGGGUGAUCAUUAGUUCUAUCCUGGGAUGCUAUAGACUUUCUUUUUUUGCCAAAUGUGACUUGGAUGCAGAUCUGCGUAAGCAAAUGUGAAUCAUAGAGUUUAAACUUAUCCAAAAUUAUUGCAAAUUAUAGUAACUUUUUUUGCUGCCUGUCUGAAAACCUCUGUGGGCUAUUGCAUUUGACAGUUUAUCUUUGCUUUUUUCUCUUAAUGCAAUAAAGGCAAGAUUUUAUCUUACAGUGGCAAGAAAAAGUAUGUGAACCCUUUGAAAUAAGAUGGUUUUCUGGAUUAAUUGGUCAUAAAAUGUGAUCUCAUCUUCACCACAAGUAUAGACAAACACAAUGUGCUUAAGCUAACAGCACACGAAACAAUUAUAAUCUUUUAUGUCUUUAUUGAACACAUCCCAUUAAACAAUCACAGUGCUGUGGAAAAAGUAAGUGGUGGAUCCACCUAAAGCAGCAAUAACCUAAACUAAGCAUUUUCAGUAGUUGUGGAUUAGACCUGCAUGAUGUUCAAAAGGAAUUUUGGACUAUUCUUCCUUACAGAACUGCUUCAGCUCAGUUAAAUUCUUAGGAAGUCUGGUGUGACUGGCUGUCUUUAAGUAAUUUCACACAUCUCUAUUGGGUUAAGGUCUGGGCUUUGACUUGGCCACUCCAAAAUGUGGAUUUUCUUUUUUUGAAGCCACUCUGUAGUGAAUUUACUUGUCCUACUGCAUCACCCAACUUCUACUGGCGCACAGCCACCCUGACAUUAUCCUGUAGGAUAUCUCGAUAAACUUGAGAACUAUUUCUUACCUCGAAGAUGGCAAGCGGUCCAGGCCCCGAAGCAGCCCUAAAUCAAGAUGCUCCCUCCACCAUACUUCACCGUUGAGAUGAUGUUUUCAUGUUGGUAUGCGGUGCCUUUAUGCCAUACGUAGUGCUGUGCAUUUUCCCCAAACAAUUCAACCUUAGUUUCAUCAGUCCACAAACAUUUUUCCCCUUAGCAUUGUGGAGCAUAAAGGUUGUCUUUGGCAAACUUUAGGCAUGCAGCAGUGUUUUUGUCGGAAAGCAGUUUUUAAUUCAUUGAGCAUUCUGCGGUGUGCCCUUUGAGUCCUCUUGGAUGGACAGCCACUUCUAGGGAGAGUAGCCACAGUACUAAAUUGUGUUUAACUGUGGAAAGAUGAAUAUCUAAGCUCUUCGAGAUAACUUUGUAACCCUUUCCAUCUUCAUGCAAAGCAACAAUUUUUGAUUGUAGGUCUUCUGAGAUUUCUUUUUUGCGAGGCAUGGUCCAUGUCAGCAGAUGAUAUUCUUGCAUAUUCUUGUGAAUAGCAAACUCAAAAUGUUUGAGUGCUUUUUAUAAAUCAAAGUAGCUCUAACCCACACCUACAAUCUUGUUUCAUUAAUUGGAUGCCAGGUUUGCUAACUCUUGAAUCUAAUUAGAAUACAAUAAUUUGUGUGCUGUUAGUCAAAACAGAUUGUGUUUGUUCAUUAUUGUAACUUAGAUGAGGCUCAAACCAGAUUUGAAGACAAAUUCAUACAUAAAUGCAGGUAAUUCCAAAGCGUUCACAUACUUUUUCUUGCCACUGUAUAUGGGACCUACAGUAAAAAUGCAGCUAUACCUAACCUUGAAUCUAUAUAUCCCCUUAUAUUUAAUUAUUCUAAUUGUUUAAAUAGAUUAUAUCUGUUUGACUGUCCAGAUUGUAUCUUGAAUGUUCUCUGUGAUGGCAUGCUUCAGGUAUAGCAUGUUAAAAAAAAAAAAGCUGCCAGUUUACCACUACUCUGUAUGGUCCAUUAGAGACUAACAACGCACAAUCUGCUCUAACUUGCACCAAGCUGAUAGUUUGUCAUUUCCAAAAUUGUUUACAUGACUCUAAGGAUCUGAAAAGUUGUGUACAAGGCUAGAGGAACAUACCUGUAAUUUCCUCUGUGAAUAUGGCAAAGACGUUCUUGCUCCAAACGUAAUUGAGCUUUAUUUAUUUAGCUUUUAUUUUCUUUGUGUCUUACUAAUAGUGUACUGUAGGCAUGUUUGGGGUUGCUAAAAUGUGAUCAUGCAAUGUGUUUAUUUCCAUAGCAAUGGCAUAACAAAUUAUUGAGUUUUAUUACCCAAGUAUGACCUUGUAAAUUAAAUUGAGACUUUAAAAAAUUGUUGAUGUAGGAUUUAACCUGUGUUUAACUACAGAUGCUAAAUAUUUUCAGAAAUAAAAAAAGAAAAAAAAUCCCUCGUAGU
This is a messenger RNA of Myxocyprinus asiaticus (Chinese sucker), 5652 nucleotides long. RefSeq names its product tudor domain-containing protein 7B-like. Gene Ontology annotation, biological process: spermatogenesis; lens fiber cell differentiation; lens morphogenesis in camera-type eye. The record is from RefSeq and is a predicted model, not a curated record. The transcript is spliced from 17 exons. Bases 137 to 3418 code for a protein of 1093 amino acids. Lineage: Eukaryota; Metazoa; Chordata; Actinopteri; Cypriniformes; Catostomidae.